AUGCUUGAGUCUCUAUUGGCCUUUUUCAGGAGAGUUGGAGAGUACUUUUGCAGAGUUGGGUGAUAGCAACUCUAAACUGGCAACUCUCAAAGCACAAAGGGAUACAGCGCAAAGUGCAUUCUUCCCUGUCUUAAAUGUGGGUGGUAGACAGGUUGCUGGAGAUAAGGCCCGAGAUAGGCAGCGAGAUAUGCAAGAUAUGGAGUCUACACUCAAGGAGUUGUCGGAAUUGGCUUCACGUCGAUUGGUAGAACUCAAGGAUCUUCACAAAGAAAGGAUAGAAAUUCUGAAGCAGUUGUGUCAUUUGCAGAACAGUUUGAAGGAUGUGAAGCAAAUCUGCUCUUCCAAUGCUUUUCUGUUUGGAAGAGAUCAGCUUGAAAGAUCAAAAGCAGAAGUGAUCCGGUAUCAGUCCUUAUUUGAGAAACUACAGGUCGAGAAAGAUAAUUUCACGUGGCGGGAAAAGGAAGUGAACAUUAAAAUUGAUUUAGCUGAUGUUUUUCGAAGGGCCUCUGCAAGCGCUGAUUCUAGGAUGGGUGAACUAGAGAAGGAGAUACAGAAACGAGUUGAUGAAAGAAAUAUUUUUGGGGCUAGGCUGAAAGGCGUUUCAAGAGAACCUGGUAGGAAAGAAAUCAUUGCAGAAUUUAAAGCCUUGGUUUCUUCACUUCCCAAGGACAUGGGUAUUAUGCAAAGCCAACUGAACAAGUACAAAGAGGCUGCUUCGGAGGUUCAUUCUAUUCGAGCUGAAGUUCAGUCUUUGUCCAAUUUUCUUGAUAGGAAGGUAAAUGAGUUGGAAAGUUUGUCUUGUCAAUCUGCUGACCAAUAUGCUGAGAUUCAGAAAUUACAGGCUGUG
Molecule: messenger RNA, 847 nt
Organism: Macadamia integrifolia
Lineage: Eukaryota; Viridiplantae; Streptophyta; Magnoliopsida; Proteales; Proteaceae
Product: E3 ubiquitin-protein ligase BRE1-like 1
Cellular component (GO): HULC complex; nucleus
Molecular function (GO): ubiquitin protein ligase activity
Source: RefSeq, a predicted model, not a curated record